Messenger RNA from Acipenser ruthenus (sterlet), 4013 nucleotides. Its product is annotated as G-protein coupled receptor 84. Gene Ontology annotation, molecular function: urotensin II receptor activity. Lineage: Eukaryota; Metazoa; Chordata; Actinopteri; Acipenseriformes; Acipenseridae. The transcript has 2 exons. The coding region runs from base 174 to 1487 and encodes 437 amino acids. The record is from RefSeq and is a predicted model, not a curated record. Gene Ontology annotation, cellular component: membrane. Gene Ontology annotation, biological process: neuropeptide signaling pathway.
CUGCGGAGUUUCAAUUACAGGCUGCUUGAGAAACACGAGAGAGUUAAAUAUGGUGAAGAAGAAUGAGGAAGAGAGAGACAGACAGACAGACAGACAGACAGAAAGGAGUUCACUUCUAACUGGUCGACGCUUGAGUUGGACACCUCGUGCAUCUGCAUCAUAAGUUUGCAGGAAUGUCUCUGAACCUCACCUCUAACCUCACGGAUCCGUUCUCUUGCUACCACCCCUCGGUGGAGGUGUACCGCUACUUUGGGGUUGCCCUGGGCUGUGCGGUGACGCUGGGGGGUGCGCUGGGCAACGCCCUGACCCUGCUGGCUUUGGCAUGGGACCGAGGGCUGCACACCCGUUUCAACGUGCUGAUCCUGAACCUCAGCGUCGCGGACCUCCUGUACUGCGCCGGUCUGCAGCCCUUCACUGUCGACUCCUACCUGCACCUGCACUGGCGCUGGGGGGGCCCAGGCUGCAGCGCCUUCGCUCUCCUGCUCUUCCUCUCCAACGCAGUCUCCAUCAUCACCCUCUGUCUCAUCGCGGCUGCCCGCUACUUGAUGGUGGCCCGCGGCCGGCUCUUCAACAGAGUGUUCGGAAGAGUCGGUCUGGCCCUCCUGGUCUCCUCCACCUGGGCACUCGGACUGGCCAGUUUCGGUCCCCUCUGGGGCGCCUACGGGUUCGUGACGCAGGUGUGCACUUGCAGUUUCCAUCGCACCCGCGGCCGGCCCUACUCCACGAUCCUGCUGGUCCUGUACUUCUUCGUGGGGCUGGCCUGCGUCGGGGUUUUUUAUUUCCUCAUCCACAGGAAGGUGAAGGCAGCGGCCGCGGCACUGGAGAGGCACAAGAUCAAGAAGGGCGUUUCCAUCAGAGCUACCGGAAAGGGAGAGGGAGAGGGAGAGAGCGGCAACACUCAGCACACCGACCUGGAAGCAGAUCACAGCCAGGGGUCUCAGGCAGACAGUUCGGGGGCCGCAGCCGAGCAAUCAGGGGCCCGAUUCCCGACCCAGAAACCAGCGCAACCUGUGGACCGGUCGGGUCCUGCUGAAACGUCAAGCAGCAGCCAAUCGGAUCCUACGCAAGUCUCGAGCGACGACAACAAAAAACAACCACCCGUCUCGGACCGUUCGGACCCCAGCAGCUCCUCCGGGGACAAAACAGAGAGCCAGAGCUGGCCCAAAACCAAGCCCCCUGCCCCGCCCUCCUCCGGGGAGCAGGACGCGGAGUUCAAGCGCGUGACCCGGAUGUGCUUCGCGGUGUUCCUCUGCUUCGUGCUCUGCUACGCCCCCUUCCUCCUCGUCAACGCGCUGGAUUCCCAGGGCCGCGCCCCGCAGGCACUCCACAUGUUCUGCGCCAACAUGACCUGGCUGAACAGCUGCAUUAACCCCGUGCUAUACGCAGCCAUGAACCGCCGCUUCAACCAAGCCUACCGCGGGGUGCUGGCCCGCGCCCUCGCCCCCCUGGCCAGGCUGCGGGACGCAGUGCGAGGGGCGCGAGGUUAGCGGGUUCAGAUAGAGCUCGCCUCUCCAUAGAGGCCAGGAGCCAGCAACCAUCAUACAAAACACUCCCUAGUCCAAACGUUUGUCAAGUAAUUUGGUGGGUCUACAACACCUUCAUCAUCAUCAUCAUCGGAGUCUGAAUGAAAGUGCUGCGCGAACAGAUUGUCCGAGUAUUGGGACAGAGCUGUCCACUGAAAUCAGGGGAGGAUCGCUGGGGUCGAUCAGGCUGAUUCAGCAUUCAGAGUGACAGGAGUGAAGAAACAGCAGCUUGGGUUUGUGAUGAUCGCUGCUUCUCUUAGAUUCUGUGCAGAACAGCGAUCCACACAAACCCAAGCAGCUGUUUAACUCGUUUCGCUCUGAAUGGAUAAAUCAGCCUGAUCGACAGAAGCAUGCAAGAUAAUCACAUUGGAACACAGCAGUGCACGGAUCUUAGCUGAGAAACUGGAACUGAAGCAAAAAGGGCAGAACCUGGACUUCAAACCUCAAAAGUACUUUUUUUCGUUUUUACAAAAUUCCAACGUAUACAGUGUUUUUUUAUUGUUGGUAUUUAAUAGUUCUCAGUUUAGUUUUUUUGGAUGGCGAAGGCAUUAUAUUUAUUCAACAGCAUGCAUCCCCCCCCUUAGAUAUGUUCAGGAGUAGUUCAUUAAUGUUUCUGUCAGUUUCUGUCAAUAUAAAUGUUAGCACUGUACAAGCAAUUUGUAUAUUAUUUUAUUAAAGUAAUAUUAUUUUAAAAAAUGACAUGUGUGUGUGGAAUAUAACAUUUCUUAAAUCCUGUUUUGUUGAACAGACACACCAUUGAGGAGAGGAGAGGGGGAAGGUGAGGGGGGAGAGGAGAGAGGAAAAGAGGAGGGAAGAUGGGAAAAGGAGGAGAGACGAGGGAAAAAGGAUGAGAGGAGAAGGAGGGAGAGAGGAAAAGGAGAGGAGGGAAGAUGGGAAAAGGAGGAGAGACUAGGGAAAAAGGAUGAGAGGAGAAGGAGGGAGAGAGAGGAAAAGGAGAGGAGGGAAGAUGGGAAAAGGAGGAGAGACUAGGGAAAAAGGAUGAGAGGAGAAGGAAGGAGAGAGAGAGAGAGGAAAAGGAGGAGAAAAAGAGGAGAGUGAGGAAAAGGAGAGGAGAGAGGAAAAGGAGGACAGAAUGAGUGAGAGGAAAAGGGGACACGAGUAAAUGCAUCUAUGAAAAUGAGAAAGAAAAACUAUCCAAGUCCACAAAAAAAAUCUGUAAGUUCAUGACAUUUGAAAACUACAAAUCCCUCCACAAACACACACUAGACCACCCUCCCUGACCUCCAACGACAACCCAGCUCCAAAACUAAGCCUGACUGCCUGCCUCCCAGUCCCUCAGCUCUAACCACUAGGCCCAAAAUAAUUUCCAAGGCCUAAACCUGAACCUAGAGCCAGCAGUUGUGAAGUCCAGCUGAUGAGAGCAACAUUAUUUUUUGGUUAAAAAAAAAAAAAAAAAAAAAAGUCACCAAUACAAGAGCUUACACAGACCCACAAUUAUAGGGUUUGUCUAGAGAAACUAAACUAAAAAAAACAGCUGAAGUCGAGGGAAAGGAUUUCUACUGAAGACCUUCCACUGAGGAAUGACUUCAAACCAGGACGAAACAGCGAGACUCCCAAGGUAAGUGUGGAUUUAAAAAGGGGAGAAGGGAUUUCAUACGAGAGCGCAACAACUUAACAAAUAGGUUUGAAAAUGGAUCAAUACAGACUCACCCAAGAGUUCCUGGAGGAGAGGAAGCACACGCAUCCACGCUGGAGCAGGCAAGGAAACCCAUGUGGACCAGCUCAUAGCCGGUAAGGUCAUUAUCCCAUCACCUCGUUAAUAGUUAAUUGCCAAUUAGAGCCCCACCUGAAUUUGAUUGGCACCAGCAAGGGGGCCUACGCCCAAGGUCUGAAGCCUGGGAUUUGAGUUUAGCAAUUUUUUUUUAAAAAAACCUCAAGCCAAAAGAAACAAAAAACUACCUUCCUCGUCCACGCAGCUGAAAUUCAAGGACAGGAUUUCUACCGAAGAUCUUUUACUGGAGAAUUCGCUCAAAACCAGGAUGGAACGGCGAGGCUACAGAGGCAAGCAUGCAUUUUCAUCACCCCACCCCCCUUGCAUUGCCCAAACCUGAAACCCUGAUAAGAGUUUAAAAAAAAAGGGAAGAAAGGUUUUCUUCCACUUUAGACACAUUUCAGAGACAGAAAUAAGAGUUCUGAAACUAACAACCAAAUAGGGUUGGAAUUUGGCACUCAGACUCACCCAAGAAGUUCCGGGAGGCGAGAGGAAAGCACACACACGUCCACGCUGGAGCAGGCCAGGAAAGCAGAGCACAGCGGAUCACAGCCGGUAAUUCAUUACUUAAAUCAGCUCGUUAAUAGUUAAUUGGCGCCCCACCUGAGCUCAACUGGCAUCAGCAAGAGGCCUACACCAAAGACCUGAAGCCUGCAAUUUGAGUUUUGAACAAACUAGCACACACACAAAAAAGAAAAAUCCAUGUGCUCUUUUACAAACGGAAGUCCGAACAGGAGAAAGGAGAGCAGCAUUUGUGG